AUGGAGGCUCCCAAAGAUUACUCUUUGACCCCUGCGGCAGCUGGCACCCAACAGAGCAGCGCCCCUCUAGCUCCAUCACAAGAAGCCGCGUAUCGGAAGAAGUGCAUACAGCUCAAGCGAAGGCUGACUGAGAUCGAGACGAACAACGAUGCUACUCGCCGACGUAUCGAACAAGAGAAAGAGCAUGUCAAAAAGAUGCGCCUCGUUCGCGCCAUCCUGUUAGACCACCUCAAAAAGAUCGCAGAGACUCCCGGCAAGAGACUGACUCCGGAGCAACUCGAGGAGCUAGGUCUACGCGCUGACGGCAGAGCUCGAGUGUCUGAAAUGGUGGGCAUCGAUGGAGAGCUGAGGCCCGAUGGUGAAGGCUUGCUCGAUGACAGCUCAGAUGAUGAUGAGGAGGAUCCCGAGCCAGCAGAACGGCCCGAACGAAAACAACGCAGGACAAACAACAGUUACCGCGAGUCUAUCAUGACCACCACACCCGGCCCCAACCCAAGCAUGUAUCAACAGCCCGGCCUACCCAACCUAGCUCCAGCAAGCUCGUUCUCUCCCGCUGCACCCAGAGAUCCCGCGGCUCUGACUUCAUCAUUCCGAGUCAACAACACAUCGCAAGCCGCAGCAGCCCCCGCAUACCCACCGCAGCAGCAAUAUCCUAGCGAAUAUCAGCAGUCCUCUCCUCUAGCACAUGCGCAAAAUCCGGCUUACACUCAACCGCCUCACAUCGAAGCUCCUGGUGGAUCUCCGGGCGCUGCGCCCGGAGGCGGUCCCCGUUCACUGCCUCCACAACCACAGCGCCCACCACCACCGUUCCAGCAGUUCACCGACCACAUGAGGCCGCAACUUGAGGCGGAUGACUACCCUCUAGAUCAGAUCGAUAGUCGCAUCGACCAAGAGUGGCGCAAUCUUAGCAAGGAGAAUAGAGAACUCUGGGACAACCGCUACGCAGAGCAGAUGAUGGAGUACACCGCAGCUAUGGAUGAUUGGAAGCGCCACCAGAAGAAGGUCAACAAUAGCGUUGCUGGAGUGAGCUUUUCUGAAAGCCGGAACAGGACUUAG
Messenger RNA from Cyphellophora europaea CBS 101466, 1056 nucleotides. RefSeq lists its product as uncharacterized. The record is from RefSeq and is a predicted model, not a curated record. Bases 1 to 1056 code for a protein of 351 amino acids. The transcript is spliced from 2 exons. Lineage: Eukaryota; Fungi; Ascomycota; Eurotiomycetes; Chaetothyriales; Cyphellophoraceae.